Molecule: messenger RNA, 870 nt
Organism: Dermacentor silvarum
Lineage: Eukaryota; Metazoa; Arthropoda; Arachnida; Ixodida; Ixodidae
Exons: 6
Coding region: 28-870 (280 amino acids)
Source: RefSeq, a predicted model, not a curated record
AUAUUGCACAGGUUUAAAGUAGAAACAAUGCGUGCCUUUUGUAUUUUCGCUAUCCUGUGCACCGGAAUUUUCUCCGUAGAAUGUUGUGGGAAAACAAAGAGAGGAGUGUACUGCAAGAACCGCAGGUACGUUGAUUACCCGGAGUACUUGUGCACCGGCGUGAAACCUACGCACUGUCCCCAGUGGCAAAUUAGGUGCGCAUGCGAUAAAAACUUGUACAGGAAAAGCAACGGAGAUUGCGUGGAGUUGAAAGACUGCGAAUCGGUGGUUACGGGAGCAGAGGAUGCUGGCGGAUUUGAAAAACCACCAUUCACUAUACCCCCAAGAAAAGACAAAACUGACCUUACUACGAAAACCAGAGCGCUUGUACGAAGGCCGGAAAGACUUGAAAUCGUGAUGGCAGCUGAGGACCAAUGGAUUGACGAAGAAUGUAUCUGCAUUAAGUCCACUUUCCUUGCCAGUACUGACACGGGAUCAGAGCGCACGUUUGGCUGUUACAAGUAUGCACCAUUCAUCACUGACCUUCUCCUUCAACUAGGCGUCCAUAACACACUGGACGAGCUCAUCGAGGCCCAACGCCGCUCUCAGCUGGAGAGACUCACACUCACAGCGACGGGCCGCCACAUCCUCACCUCGCUCGGUAUCACCUACCACCAUCAACAUGGUCAUAAACACCAGAUCCCCUCCACCAUACGAGCCUGGAUUCACGCUGACCCUAUCCCCAGAAACAUGCACCCCGAAUACAACCGCGCAAUCCGCACAGCAUGUGCCACGGCUCUCACCAAAGCCCUUGCUCGCAACGACGGUCUCCAACAAGCCUGCGAGGCGGCGAAGAGGCAACACCUCGACGUGCCCACGUGGGAAGCCUAG